UUAAUAACUCUGCUGCUGUUGCUUCAAAAAAAAAAAAGAAAAAAAAAACUCUGCUGCUGCUGCAUAUCAGUAGAUCAAGAGAAAUCUUGUAAAACUUCAACAAAGAUAAAGAUAUAGACAUGAGAGGUGUUGGAGGACCAUUACUAUGCAUUGGAGAUCUACUCAGUGAUGUAACUGAAGCUUCGGAAAUUGGGGAUCACAAUGAAACCUGUUCUUCUUCCUUAUCACCCACGCCCUCACUUCCUACAGAUUCUCUUCUCCCCCCAUCAAAACUACCCCAAUUGUUUCAGGAAAACUAUAGCCAGUUGAGUGAAGCAUUGGAUGGGACUGAUCACUCAUGGACAGCAUUGACUCUUAAGUUAUGUUCUGCGCUGGAGACUGCUGAUAAGUUAGUGCAAUCAAACAACUCUAACGUCAGAUUUCUGUCGGAGAAAGUUGAAGUUCUUGAGAGUAUUGUGAAGAGAGGAGAUUCUGCAGUUAAGUCAGCUAAAUUCAUACAUGAUAAACAUAGCAAUGAAAGUUCUUCCGUCGGGAAUUAGAUACAAGUAUGAUUUCGGUCUUAAGAAAUGAUGAAUAUCCUACCUUAUUUGAAGCACAAUUUUUGGCUGUGUGGUUGAUUCUUUGUGCCGAUAAAAGACAAACACUGAAGAAAGAUCUGCAAAUGCGGGAUAGCUUUAAGUGGUAAGUUGUUUUUUUUUUCCUUAUUUCGCUUGAUUAUACGACCAGGAAAACUUAUGCUUAGAACAGUUUGUAUUUCUCUUGAAUACUCCUUAACAUCAAACAGAGUAUGAACAUAUCUGUAGUUUGUGAUUGUGUAUUCACUUGUUUUUACAAGGGAAUAUCUUUAGUUUGCAUUUGUAUA
Papaver somniferum (opium poppy) is the source of this 862-nucleotide messenger RNA. RefSeq lists its product as uncharacterized. Lineage: Eukaryota; Viridiplantae; Streptophyta; Magnoliopsida; Ranunculales; Papaveraceae. The record is from RefSeq and is a predicted model, not a curated record. The transcript is spliced from 3 exons. The coding region runs from base 120 to 539 and encodes 139 amino acids.